CCUCCCCCCACCCCAGGGAGGGCCGCUACAAUUUGUGGUUACAGCUUUACACGUCAGAAAAAAAAAAAAGUUUGCAGAAUGUCCCACACUGAAAAAAAAAAUCCGAAACCGAGCGAAAAAAACCUGCGAGUGGGCCUGGCGGAUGGGAUUAUUAAAGCUCCGCGGAGCCGCGGCUCGCCCUCCCACUCCGCCAGCCUCCGGAGAGGAGCCUCGCCCGGCGGCCGCCCCCAGCCCCAUGGACCUCCGAGCAGGGGACUCGUGGGGGAUGCUAGCUUGCCUGUGCACCGUGCUCUGGCACCUUCCUGCAGUGCCAGCCCUCAAUCGCACAGGGGACCCAGGGCCUGGUCCCUCCAUCCAGAAAACCUAUGACCUCACCCGCUACCUGGAACACCAGCUCCGCAGCUUGGCUGGGACCUACCUGAACUACCUGGGCCCCCCUUUCAACGAGCCUGAUUUCAACCCACCUCGGCUGGGGGCAGAGACUCUGCCCAGGGCCACUGUCAACUUGGAAGUUUGGCGAAGCCUCAAUGACAAACUGCGGCUGACCCAGAACUACGAGGCCUAUAGCCACCUUCUGUGCCACUUGCGUGGCCUCAACCGCCAGGCUGCUGCAGCUGAGCUGCGCCGCAGCCUGGCCCACUUCUGCACCAGCCUCCAGGGCCUGCUGGGCAGCAUUGCGGGUGUCAUGGCAGCUCUGGGCUACCCGCUGCCCCAGCCUCUGCCUGGGACUGAGCCCACCUGGGCCCCUGGCCCUGCCCACAGUGACUUCCUCCAGAAGAUGGAUGACUUCUGGCUGCUGAAGGAGCUGCAGACCUGGCUGUGGCGCUCAGCCAAGGACUUCAACCGGCUCAAGAAGAAGAUGCAGCCUCCAGCAGCUGCGGUCACUCUGCACCUGGAGGCCCAUGGCUUCUGAUCUUUGACCUUUACCACCCUCCCCCUUCCAACCCUGCUUCCACUCUGGGAAGGAGAAACCUGUAUGCCAACACUUGGUGAGCCAGGAGACAGAAGCUAUGAGCCUCUGGCCCUUCCCGGACUUGGAGGAGGGCAUGAUGCAAUAAGACCCAUCUCCUCCCUACUUCCCAAAGUUCUGCAGGUCUGGGGAAGAGGUGCAAUAGGCCCCACCCCAUUUCUACAGGAAGUAAUGCUCAAGGGAGCCAAAGUGGUUCGGGUUGGUGUACAGGCUCUCGUAGCCUCCUGCUUCUUACCCACCACUUGCCAGUGCCCAAACAGCCCCUCAGGUGGCACUUCCCAUAAGCAUCCCUGGAAGUCAGGGAGGGGCCACCACAGCAUGUGCCUUUCUCCGGUGAAGCCCUCGGCUGUCCCGUUCUCCUUAGAGGGGUGUUGCUCCCCUACCCCCAGUUAACAUCAUACGUUCAAUUCAGGAAACAAACACAGUGGCAAGUCCAGACAGGAAGAGAUGGGAUGAAAAUGGUAGAGGUGAGGUCUUCAUGGGAGGUAAUACUGAAAGCAGAGGGGCAGGGACAGACCAGACCCAGGGGUCACCAAGGUAAUUGUGGCACAGGGUGGCAACCAAAGGACCUUGUCUCGAAUUUUCUGGCCAGCAUCAUGGUGCCUCCUCUCCACCCCCUUUCCCAGGGUAUCUGUGGGUUGCCUAGCCUGGGGAGGGCAGCCAUAGCCACAGCCACAGGAUUUCCUGAAAGUUUACAUUGCAGUAGCAUUUCGGGGUGUGUGGGGCAGCUCCCCCAGGCCCUGCACCCCAGCCCCAACCACUCAUGACUCUGUUUGUUGUAUUAAUAUUUAUUUAUUUGGAGAUGUUAUUUAUUAGAUUAUAUUUAUUGCAAAAUUUCUAUUCUUGUAUUAACAAAUAAAAUGCUUGCCCCAGAA
Miniopterus natalensis is the source of this 1845-nucleotide messenger RNA. It is a transcript of the gene CLCF1, whose product is annotated as cardiotrophin like cytokine factor 1. The record is from RefSeq and is a predicted model, not a curated record. NCBI's taxonomy places the organism in Eukaryota, Metazoa, Chordata, Mammalia, Chiroptera, Miniopteridae. Gene Ontology annotation, cellular component: CNTFR-CLCF1 complex; CRLF-CLCF1 complex; extracellular region. Gene Ontology annotation, molecular function: cytokine activity. Gene Ontology annotation, biological process: cell surface receptor signaling pathway via JAK-STAT; positive regulation of B cell proliferation; positive regulation of tyrosine phosphorylation of STAT protein.